Baudoinia panamericana UAMH 10762 is the source of this 2028-nucleotide messenger RNA. RefSeq lists its product as uncharacterized. Gene Ontology annotation, cellular component: MICOS complex. Gene Ontology annotation, biological process: cristae formation. The transcript has 3 exons. The coding region runs from base 1 to 2028 and encodes 675 amino acids. The record is from RefSeq and is a predicted model, not a curated record. NCBI's taxonomy places the organism in Eukaryota, Fungi, Ascomycota, Dothideomycetes, Mycosphaerellales, Teratosphaeriaceae.
AUGCUGCGGACAGCCAUUGCUCGGAGCACACGAUGUGCCGAGCAAGCUGUCACGCGUGGGCAGAGGAGGCAAUGGCAGGCCCAGCGGAUACGGCAGCCUCAUCUAUACCUCGCCCAGCGAACAUUGGCCGACAUUCGCACCACCGACAAGACUGUCUUGCCCGGCUCGGAGUCGAAGACGGUCGCUGGCGUGCCUCAAGCUCCCAUACUCGACGCUAAUAAGACGGCCGACGAGCUUUUCAAUACGGCACCCCUAAAGGCACCACCUACGCCGGCAGAGGUUCAGGCCACACCACCACCGCCGCCGUCUUCAAGCGGUACUGGUAAUCUGACGUCCGCGAAUAUCAACCCUUCGUCAGCACAGACUGCUCCACCCCCCACGCCCUCUACCAACACCGGCAACCUCCCUCCCACUGGCACCGGCACGGCAGCAACCGGUCCCACUUCCGCACCACCACCGCCGCCCCCAAGACGUCCGCGUCGUCGCAUCCGCAACUUCCUCCUUUCACUCGUCACCCUCGCCGUACUCAGCUAUGCUGGCGGUGUCUACUACUCGCUGGUAUCCGACAACUUCCACGACUUCUUCACCGAGUAUGUGCCGUACGGCGAGGAUGCCGUUGCUUAUUUCGAAGAACGCGAGUUCAAGAAGCGUUUCCCAACUAAGGAGUACAGCCAGCGCAUCUGGCCGCAGACUCGUGGCGAGAACAAGGUCACCAUCAGCAAACAGAGCGGACUGAGUGCAAAGGUUCAUGAGGAGACGCCAGAGGGCAGCGAUCUCGGCCAGAAAGGAAGGCACGUCAGUGCGGUGGACGACAACAAGCCACAACCUGGCAAGGCGUCGGCCAAGCCAGCUCCGUCUCCAUCAUCUCAACCACCUCCAACACCAUCGGCGCCUGCCGUCCCACUCGUGGACCACAUUAACGUCCCUCAAGCCGCUGAGCCGGUCGUGCAAGAUCUCGUCAAGAUGGUCAACAACAUCAUCACUGCCGUCAAUGCCUCUCCGGAGGCCAGCAAGUUCGCAUCAACCCUCGAGUCCAUGAAGGGCGACCUGAACAAGAUCGUCUCCGAAGUCGGCACGCUCAAGGAUUCUGCUGCUCACGAUGCGGAGACGAAGAUCAAAAGCGCCCACGACGAGUUCGACCACGCUGCCAAGGAGCUUCUGCGCCGCGUGGAGUCUGAAAUGCACGAGCAAGAAGUCAAGUGGCGGGAAGACUACGAGACCGAGCGCGAAAAGCUAAGCCAAUCCUACCAACAGCGACUUGAAGCUGAACUAGACGCUGUCAAGAAGGUCGAGCAGCAGAAGAGCAAGAACGCUCUCCUCCAGCAGGAGAUCGACCUGCAAAAACAAUACAUGGACACCGUCAAGGCCAAAGUGGAAGAAGAGCGCUCCGGCCGCCUGGCGAAGCUCGACGCACUCUCAUCCUCCGUUCAAGAGCUCGAAAAGCUAACGGGCGAGUGGAACGAAAUCGUCGACGCCACGCUCAAAACCCAACACCUCCAAGUCGCCGUCGAAGCCGUACGGGCCAAAGUCCUUGACUCCGAACACCCGUCUCCCUUUUUCAACGAGCUCAUCGCGCUCAAAGAAGUCAGCCGCGAUGAUGACGUGGUCAACGCGGCCAUCUCCUCCAUCAGCCCCGUGGCGUACCAACGCGGUAUCCCAUCCAUCUCCUCCCUGAUUGACCGUUUCCGUCGUGUCGCGACCGAAGUGCGCAAAGCGAGUUUGUUGCCAGAAGAUGCGGGCGUGGCGUCGCAUAUUGGUUCUGCCGUGCUAAGUCGCUUCAUGUUCCAGAAGAAGUCCGAUCGCGGGUUACCGGAGGGUGAUGACGUUGAGGCCACGCUGGCGAGGACGGAGGUCCUGCUUGAGGAGGGCGAUCUGGAUGCUGCGGCGAGAGAGAUGAAUGCGCUGAAGGGGUGGGCUGGGGUGUUAAGUCGAGACUGGGUGGGCGAGUGUCGGAGGGUCUUGGAGGUUAGGCAGGCGGUUGAGAUCAUAGCGACGGAAGCGCGGCUGCAGAGCUUACUUGUGGAUUGA